Drosophila santomea is the source of this 9388-nucleotide messenger RNA. It is a transcript of the gene Cngl, whose product is annotated as merozoite surface antigen 2, allelic form 2. Gene Ontology annotation, cellular component: membrane. Gene Ontology annotation, molecular function: protein-containing complex binding; monoatomic ion channel activity. Lineage: Eukaryota; Metazoa; Arthropoda; Insecta; Diptera; Drosophilidae. Gene Ontology annotation, biological process: transmembrane transport; monoatomic ion transport. The transcript is spliced from 20 exons. The record is from RefSeq and is a predicted model, not a curated record. The coding region runs from base 2834 to 8857 and encodes 2007 amino acids.
GACUAGAGCGUGAAUUUGCCAAAAAUACCGGAAUACUAUUGCUCCAUUUCCCAACGGGCUGUUUCGCCUGAGGAGCAGUUGUAGUGUCCUUUCGGCUCGCAAUUGGGCUCGGCAUUCGUUUUUGGCCCGCUUCGGGCUCGACUUGGCUUGGCUUGGCUUGGUUCGGUUCACUUCGUUGGGUUUCGCUUCGCCUGGAGUCCUGUGCCCAUGCUGAUGCUGAUGGUGCUGCUCCUCCUGCUGCUCCUGCUGAUGCUGGGCUUUCCUCAAUGAACAUGUGAGUGCGGGGAGCGUGGAGCGGGGGGGUGAGGCAAGGAUAUGCGGCAGGCGGCGAUGCGGAGGCGACAGGGCUGAGUUUUGGGCCUGGCUACAAACAUUUUUUUGUAACAGUCGCGCAUAUCCUUAAGCGAGCAAGCCCCCCUUCCACCCCCCCCAUCACCACUCAGCAAAGGACUCUCGGUUCUUAGGGGCAUUUGGGGCAUUCGGGGCGUCGGGCCUUCGGGGCUUCGUGUCAGCUCGUUUCCGCUCGGCUCUGAUAAGCUGUGGUCCUGGCUCAGUCGUCCUUCUGGUGGUCCUGCUCCUGCUCAGUGCCAAACUGUCAAUCGUGUAGUGCGGUCAUGUGGUGCGGAGCCAGCGUGCGCUCGCCUCCCAUCAUCAUCGCCCUCUGAGUGGUCUUUCAGUCCUCUUCAGUCGAGCCACAGCCACAGCCAAAAUUCCACAACCAAAACCGAAACCAACUCGAAUCCGAAUCCGAAUCCGAAUCUGCAUUUGAUUCUGAAUUUAAAUCUGAAUCCGCAACGAACUCUCUGGCCAGCGGAAUCGAAGGAUUCCAGCGCCAACACCGCCCUCCAAAAAUAUUUUUUGUUCUUGUUCCACCAAAAUCCAUUGCAACAUUUAGCCAGCAGCUAAAACAAAGUAUAUAAGCGCAAGGAAAAUAUAAUAAGCAAAGUGCUCAAGUGCCAAAAAAAAAAAAUAAUAAGAGGAAAAUACAAAAGAAUAAACCGGAACCCUUCCAGCUAAGCUGAAGAAAAUAAAUAAUAAUUUAAAUGUGCCUGCGCCAAAAUAAAAAGAAAAAUGCAAAGAGGGAUAAAUAUGCUACGUGCAGUUGUUAAUUUUUUUGAGAUUUUUUGUUCUUGUGCGGUUUGAACACGAGUGCGAACAGAACAACCACAACAACAACACAUAUAUAAAUAUAUAUAUAAAAUAUCCAACAAUAAUAACAACAGCAUCGACAACAACUACAACUACAACAACCAUAACAAAAGGAUGAAGGACUGCUGCAAAUGUGCGUGAAAUGUGACCAAAAACAGCAGGAUAUGCAACAACAACGGAGACUUCGAGCGGAUACGACAGCGGCAGCUAGAGAUACUUGUAACUAAAGUGACAUGAGGCCUUAACAACAAUAACACCAACAAAACAACAACAACUACCACAACAACAACAACAACAACAACAACAACAACAACAAAAACUACAGCAUCAACAACAAGCAGAAGCACUACAACAACAGCAACUAUAAGAACAAAGGACACGACAGCACCAAAAGCUACAACAAAUUCAAACAAGCAACCGUAGAGCACUAAAAACCAAAUUACAAACAAUUAAAAGCGAGCACAGGGAAGGAUCCUCCAGGGAGAGAGCUUGACAACGGUACUGCAGCCACGCCCCCUGGCCAGACCCCACACCCUCCCCACACGCACACACACACAGACGCACACAGCUACAAGGAUACAGUGGAAAAGGACCCUACGCUCGCACAGAGACUCACAGCAACAACAGCAAAAAAAAAAGCCAUCUACAUGCCUCAAUGGCCGCUCCAUCGUUUAUGGCCAACUAAAACUGAGCAGCGGUCCCCACGAAGGACCCCCGAAUUCGUCCUGGUUGCCAGGGAGACCGGCCACCACCAGUCCAUCAUCGCCGGGACCUUUGUCUUUGUUCCGCAUCACGACCAGAAACAGCAACAACAACGGCAACAUCAACUGAAAGUGAAACAGAAACGGCAACGCCACCGAAGGCGGCAAUAAAAAGUUUGCUUUGUGUGCGCUCUUUGGGCGACGUAAACCCGUAACCCCCGAAUCCCCGAUCCCCGAAUCUGCUCCACCCACUGGUGUUCCUCAUGCUGCUGAUUCCACGCCCACGUUGAAAACGGUGUCGCCCUCGUUGUCCUUGUCGUCAUCGUCAGACGCCUGUGGGCACUCAAUUAAGCCCAAUUCAACGCAACUUGAAAGCGACAACAAAACAGCAGCAACAAAAGCAGCAGCUGCUGAAUGUGACAAAAACAGCGGAAGGUGCAACAACAAUAGCUGCAACAUAACAUAAAUAAUAAUAACAGUAACAAUAGUGGCAAGAACACCUUCCCUAAAAUAUUGCAUAGAAACCGGAAAAGCGGCAACAUUAAUAAAAACAGCAUUAGCAGCAGCAGCAUUUGCAGCAGCCGCAACGCAACAAAAGCAUUAAAAGCAAACUGCAGCAUCAGCAAUAAAAUCAACUAAAGCCGCAGCAACUGAAGCAGCAGCAUUAGCAUCUGCAUCUGCGAUUAAAGCUGCAAAAGCAACACAAGUGGCACAAGCAGCAGCAAUUGAAGCUGCACAUUCAGCGGUAGCAGUGAACCGGCCACGCCCACGGAAACGCCAACGCCCGCGCUCACACACAGAGACACAGACAGCGAUACUAGAACAGGCACAGAAACAGAUAAAGAUACAGAUACAGAUACAUUUAGAGGAGCAACGGCAAGAGCGGCAGCAGCAGCAGCAGCAGCGGCCACACGGACUUGGGACACGCCCACGUAUCGCUGGCGUGGGCGGCGGGCGGUGGGAGUGGCUGAGUGGAUGUCAGGAUGAAACUGAGCGUGAGCGCGUAUCGGGCGCAUGCAUCCGCACACAAGAAGAUCCUCUCCAGCGGCUAUCACUCACAGCUCAACUACGGCAGCACUGGAGCGGCAGCGGCAUCCUCCUCGUCGUCGGGGACCACUGCAACGGGCCUAUAUACGAUGGAAGCGCACGAGCACGAGGCGGGCAAGUUUGUCAAGGAUGUGGCCCGUCAGGUGCACGACUGCAACAGCGACACGGACGUCAUCAGUCCCACGGGCACCAGUAGCUCCGGCGGAGGCGGAGGAGGUGGAGGAGGAGGAGGAGGCGGCGGAGCAGGCGGUGCCGGCGGAUCCGGUGGCGCUGGCGGACACAGCGACGGUGGCUAUCACAAGCGGCACCACAAGAUGGUCCGCGAUGACGACAACAACAGUGCGGCGCACUCAUCGGACAGCAAAAGUCCCAGCCAGCGGAAAUCGCGUAUCGGAGAUGGAGCUUCAGAUCCAGAUUCCGAUUGGACACGAUCGAACCAGCGCUGGAUGAAGCUACGCACCACCGUGCAGAUCUCAUCGGCGAUACAGAAGAAACCACCUCUCAAGCGCGAAGACUCCUUCCUGAAGCGUUUCUCGACUAGACAGAUACCCGAAACACAGGAAACUGUUGAAGAUACGGGUUCAGAAAGUGCCUCUGGUGACGUCGACAAGAGUGUGAAACGACGACGACGCUAUCUGCAGAAACGACGAUCCGUUGUUAAUCCAGAUGAAAAUUUUUACUUCUAUUGGUUAAUGAUGUUAACUGUAUGUGUUCUAUAUAAUCUAUGGACCCUAAUUGUGAGGCAGAGCUUUCCUGAACUGCAGCAAUCUGUGCCCACGUUUUGGCUCAUCUGCGAUUCGAUGACAGAUGUUGUAUUUAUCUUAGAUAUAAUAGUUCAAUUACGCACAGGAUAUCUGGAGCAGGGCCUAAUGGUAUACGACGACAGGAAGCUGGCCUGUCACUAUGUUCACUCGCGCGACUUUAUCUUCGAUAUGAUAGCGCUGAUACCAUUGGAUCUGCUGCAGCUCAAGAUGGGCACACAUCCGCUCUUGCGUUUUACGCGCUUUUUUAAAGUUUAUCGAUCUGUGAGAUUUUAUUACAUCGUAGAAAGUAGAACAGUUUGGCCAAAUUUAUGGCGCGUUGUUAACCUAAUUCAUAUCCUGUUAAUACUGGCACACUGGUUCGGUUGUUUCUAUUUUUUACUCUCCGAGGCGGAGGGCUUUCAGGGCGACUGGGUGUAUCCGUAUCGACCCGGGGACUACGCCACCCUGACGCGAAAGUAUCUGGGCAGCCUGUACUGGUCGACCCUGACACUGACGACCAUUGGGGAUCUGCCCACGCCCGAAACGAAUGCAGAACCGAACUUUUCGGUGGACGGCCCACGAUCAAUUCCGCGGCGUGGCAUUAAAUCGCGCCUACUUCAAUUUGGCUCUAGUUAUGGAUAUAUUUUUACGAUCGUUAGCUAUUUGAUUGGUGUUUUUAUCUUCGCCACCAUUGUGGGCCAAGUGGGCAAUGUGAUAACGAACCGAAAUGCGAAUCGCCUGGAGUUCGAGCGCCUGCUGGAUGGGGCCAAGACCUAUAUGCGGCACCACAAGGUGCCCGGAGGGAUGAAGCGUCGCGUGCUGCGGUGGUACGACUACAGCUGGUCCCGCGGCAGGAUACAGGGUGGCGGUGACAUCAAUACCGCACUGGGGCUCCUGCCCGACAAGCUGAAAACCGAAUUGGCCUUACAUGUCAACCUGAGCGUGCUGAAGAAGGUGACCAUAUUCCAAGAGUGCCAGCCCGAGUUCCUUCACGAUCUCGUGCUCAAGAUGAAGGCCUACAUCUUCACGCCGGGCGACUCCAUUUGCCGCAAGGGCGAGGUGGCCCGCGAGAUGUUCAUCAUUGCCGAUGGCAUCCUGGAGGUGCUGAGCGAGACGGGCAAAGUUCUAACCACCAUGAAGGCUGGCGAUUUUUUUGGCGAAAUCGGCAUCCUCAAUCUGGACGGGCUGAACAAACGCACAGCGGAUGUGCGCUCCGUGGGCUAUUCGGAGCUCUUCUCCCUGUCCCGCGAGGAUGUCCUGGCAGCCAUGAAAGACUAUCCCGAUGCCCAGGAGAUCCUGCAGACCCUCGGCCGCAAGCGGCUGAUGGAGGUGCGCUGCGUGAACAAGAAGUACGCCAAGGCGCAGAGCGAAAAGGAGGCGGCCGCCUAUGCGGCAGCACAUCCGCAUCACCACCAGAGCCACCACCAGGGUCAGGUGCACCAGAGCGACAGCAGCGAGAACAGUGCCUCCAAGAAGAUCGUGGACAAGCUGAAGCACGACGUCAAGGGAUUCCGCAACGUGCUGAAAAAGUCCAGGACCUCGCGCAAAAGCGAUGAAUCCCUGGAGAUGCAGCCGCUGCACAACACCUCGCCGCGCGGCAGCAAGAUCCUGCUGAAGCGCAUGUCGCGCGUUCGAUCGGACGAAAAGGAUGCGGAUAGUGCCGAGGCCAAGGACGAGUUGCACGACAAAACGCCCAGCCCGAUUGGGGCGGGACUGCCCCUGCUGCAGCGCCUCCGGCUCCUCAAGGAGAAGCAGGAUCGCGAAGAGCGAGCUGUUAAGUCCACACCACCACAGAAAUCUCCACCUCACUCACAUGUAACGUGUACGUUAUCGCCGCAGGAAUCGAUCCAGGAGGAGCCCGAACGCGAAUUCAGCGAAGGCUUUCCCCUGAUCCAGCGACUCCAGCAGUUGAAAAUUAAGAACGAGCCGCAGGCAAACGCCGCCGAACCCGGCGUCGUCAUGGUCAACACGCCGCCCAACAUCAGCAGCAAAAUAGAUUCGCAUUUUGGUGCCGGCCAGGCGGGUGGAUCGCAUCCGGGCUCGAAUGGUGGAGCCAUCUCGGGCAUCUCGGCACCGGGACAAUCGCUGACGGUGGCCCAGAUCAAGCCCAUCAUGAAGGUGUCCUUCAAGCAGAAGAUCCAGCAGCUGCAGGCCGGCGGCGGUGGAGCCAGCAGUUCUCCGGGUCCAAGCACGGGAGCCAUUGCCAAAAAGGAGCCACCCAAAUCACUGGCUCUGGUGGCCAAGCAUGCCACAUCCGAGGAUCCCGUCGUCGCGGCUGGAAUGGAUUUGGGAUUGGGGUCUGGUUCUGGUUCUGGCAUUGCCACCAUAUCGAAGAGGAUAGUGAAACCGCAAAGUCAUCGGGUGGCCACGCCGCUGCAAUCCGACACGGACACCGAUGGCACGCCCAUCAAGCCCUGGUCCAAGCUGAAACUGGCCACCCUAAUGUCCUCGAGCUACACGAGCUUAACCAACUGUUCGCCGGAUGAUCUGGCCUCACCGCUGAAGAACUACUCGCUGAGCAACAUACCCCAGCAGAUGGAGACGCAUCCGCGACCACGUCACCGUAGCGCCAGAAGCAGUUCGAGAUCGCCGCGUCAUGGACACCAUCAUCACCAUCAUCAUGGCCACCACCAGCAGGGUCAGAUUCAAGGGCCAAGCUCUGCGAGCACCAACGGUUCCACGGCCAGUCAGGGGAACCAGGUGACGGCCAGCGCGAGGAGGGAUUACCUGCGUCUCCAGAAGCCGGAGCAGCACUUGCCCGACGGCGAACUGACCGAACUGGGAGGCAAUGGACGGCGGAAGCUCUACCAGAGCGUGUUCGAUCUGUCGCCGGAAUACUGCGGACUGCCGUUCGUCAAGCGAUUGAAGAUCCUGAAUGAGCGCCAGAAGCUGGCGGAACUGGAACGGGCGCUGCAAACCCGUAGCUUUAGCCUGGACUGCUCCAAAUCCGGGCCGGAUAGCAAGGUGCCCAUUACGGAGUCAUUGUAUCGUUGCUAUAGCGACACCUCCGGCAUCUAUUCGCAGUUCCUCAGCACGUACGAGUCCACCACCAGUUCCACCUCGAUAUCCACUAAUACUUCCGCCUCUGCAUCGGCAUCGGCAUCCGCCUCCGCUUCCGCAUCCGCAUCCGCAUCGGAUAGCAACUCCAGGCAGUUGCAGUACGUGCCCCUGCCACUCAGUCCCGAAUCGAAUGAGACCAUGGAGCGGCGCAAGCUGAAGAGCAUACUCAAGAAACUCCAGAUGGGCGGUGGUCAGCAGGAGGAGGCGGGGGCGGGAAUGGUAACGGGAGCGGGGUCAAAGGUCAAGUCCAGUGCCAGCCAAAAGGGGCAGGGCCUGCCGGCGGAGCCGACCUUGGAAGGCCCGCCCGCCAGUGCCAAGGAGGAGGAAUCUCCCUUCGGCGGUGCUGCGGCGCUCGGUUCGGUGAAUAAUGGUUGCGGUAACGGUAACGGUAACGGUAGUGGUAACGGUAACGGUACGGUUAACGAUAGCAGUGCUAAUUCGAGUUCGCAUCCGAGCAAAAACAACAACGGCAACAGUGCGUAUACGUGUCCUCCAGCACCGGCGGUGGCAUUUCCGUUUCCGGUACCCAUUGCACCAGCUCAUUCCGGCUCAGUUCCACUUCCAUUGGAGCCCGGAGCUCCGUCGAAUGUCUGGUCGCCGACGUUGACGUUGGUAACGCCCACGAAUUCGCCGCAGGAGAGCUUCGCGUAUCCCGCCCAACUGCAUGGGGAGUUGGGCGGACGCGGAAUCGUUGGUGGCGUUGGCAGCGCCUCAGCGUCGCUGUUGCCAGCGGGAGCGGGAGCGGGCGCAACUGCAUCCGCAUCCGCAUCCACAUCCACAUCCACGUCCGCCUCCUAUGUCGUCGAGUGUUCAGCGUCGUCGAAUCAGAUUCUCCAUGCCCAGUCCACCACUGAUUUGAAUUUGAAUUUGCAGCUCAGGCAGAACACGACCAGUGCGAUGGGUGGAACGGGUCAAGGGCAGCGGAUCGAAGGCUUCCCGGAGGCACAGGACUACUUCAAUCAGAUCCUGAACGGCAUCAACCAUGUGAUCAAGACGCACAUGAACGAGAUGCACUCCAAGUUCGAGACGCAAUUCUCCAGCAUGGCUGGUGAGGUGCGGCGCCGCGACGCCAUCAUUGCCCAGCUGCAGCUCAAGCUGCGCUCCAUAGAGGGCAAGUCCACGGCGCCAGCGGUAUCCUCAUCCUCAUCCUCAUCCGCCAUGGUACUGCCCAUCAGCCGGCGCCAGAAGAAGAUGCCCCAGCUGUCGGUGGACGACGAUGAGCCGCCGGAGGAGGAGGACAACAGCAGUUCGGGAUCUUCAGCGGAACUUUUGUUUAUGCGAGGAGACUCCCUGGACACGGUGUUCACCUCAUCGCCGCCCAUUCAAGGCGGCAGGCGCAGCAUAUCGCCGGGUCCAAGUCGUCAUCAUGCGGCCUCGGCGAACGCACUCAACUGUCCGAGCAGCUACUAUGGAGGACCCGGCUCCCUGAGCUCCCGCCACGCCCAGAGCCACCCCAGCUUCUAUUCCGGCCAGGGCAAUGGACGCAGCAGCGGGCGCAGCAGUGGCUAUCGCGAGUGGAGCGACGCACCGGAGACUGGACACCUGGGCAGCAGGAGCGGGAGCGGAACGAGCGGUGCCGUCAUGGUGGCGGAUGUCACGGGCAAUCUGGCCCGCCUGUCGGACAGCGUGAUCCUCGACAUUGGCGAGAGCUCCAGUUCAAGCUCCUCGUCCAGCAAGAUAAACAUGGCCGAUGUGGACGACGAGGAGGAGGAUCCGCGGGGACGAGAUGCCCGAAACGUGGAGGACAUGGAUGACGGCGGAGGUGGCGUGGCGAGCCACAACGACUGGGAGGUGCAGAUGCUGGCCGCCGAGAUGGAGCGGCAGGAACGGAAGCGUGGUCACUCCCUAUCCGACAAUCUGGGCGACCUGAAGCACUGCAGCACGUUUCUGCGGCGACGCCGGAAGUUCAGCGACACGGAAACGGAAUUUAGUGAAACGGAAAUGGAGGAGCAGUUGGCCAGAUCGGCCAGCGGCUCAAUGGAGCCCAGCGGAUCGGUAGCAUCUAGCUCUGGAGCCGGUGGCUCCACAUCUGCGGGUCACCAAAGCGGCAGCCAGCGACCGCGGGCCUCCAGUCUGGAUCAGUUCAAUCUGCGCUACGGCAUCGGACGCGGAAUCUUUAAAGCAAUGAGCAUCGACCGUGAUAAAGACAAGCUUUGAGAACUAUAAUUGCGACCAAAUCUAACCCGAUCCCGAUCCUGGUCCCCAUCCCGUUCCGAGUUCCGAUUCCCAACCCCAACGCGGCCAGAAGCACGUUCAACCGCAGACAACCAAUAAGCAAUGGAAUUUGGACAGUAUUACAAGACAUGGUACAAGAACUAGGUAUAUGUAUAUGAUAUACAAAACUAAGAAGAUGUCAGGACAUAUAGAUCUAUAUUCUAUAUAUGUUUAGCCCUAACGAAAACCCCCCAGCAGAAGAAUCGAUAUAUACACACAUAAAGUAAAACCCCAUUGAGAUUUAUAUAUAUAUAUACAUAUAUAUAUAUAAAACAUGUAGAUUUAACGGAAACAAAAACUACUAAGAACCGAGAAACAAAACACACAAAUAGCCAGAGAGUGUUCCCACCCCGGUUCCAAUUACUCUUCGUUUCGCUUUUCUGAAUUGUAAUCUUGAUCUGAUCCCUUUGGUAUAUUCUUGCAAAAUGGUAAUAUUUUAACACUAGGUUAGAUUUAUCCGGUAAAAAAAUAUUA